Messenger RNA from Durio zibethinus, 1270 nucleotides. NCBI's taxonomy places the organism in Eukaryota, Viridiplantae, Streptophyta, Magnoliopsida, Malvales, Malvaceae. The record is from RefSeq and is a predicted model, not a curated record.
AAGAAAGCAGAUAGUGAUUGGAGGGAGGUGGGAUUCUAGAAAUUUAUUGAUUUUGAUGUUUAUUUUUCAUUUUUUAAACUUGUUGGUUGUGUCAUUGUUACACUUUAUUCCCUAAUUUGGUACUAUCCAGCCCUAAUGGGCAACAGUUUGUGUCCUGCAAGGAGGUUUCUUCAUCCUUGCUCUCCUUUGGUGGACUUGAAGAUUCAAGCCUGGAAACUUCGAGUCACCCUGAUUGUGGCAUUGGUUUAGGUGUCAAAUCAACAUCUAGAAGUAAUGUUAAAUGCUGUCCCCCGUUGCCGAUUACAUGUAUAUCUUCUGGACAUGAGAAGUGAGCUCCCUUACUAAGAAUGGGGAGUCCAAGGGAAGCCCAGAGAGCUGAAACAAUAAAAUGCCACAAAUGCAGUGUGACUUUUAAUCAGCAAGAUGAUUUUAUAUGCCACCUGUUAUCAUCUCACCAGGGGACAUCAAAGAGUUCUGGACAUGGAACCUUAACUAAUGAGCAGGUGGUAAUCAAAAACAAAAAAUAUGAGUGCCAGUUUUGUCAUGAACUGUUUGAAGAAAGGAAUUGCUACGAUAGGCAUCUUGUGAUCCACAUGAAGAACAAUAUGAAGAAAGUUGAAGGUUCAGUUGAAGUGUUAACUGUGCAAAACAGCAUUCAGCCUUUCAAUUCCCCUGGCAACAAUGAAAUAAGGCUUGGAUUUCCUUAUAAUGAUGCGAGUGAAUGCAAUUUGUUGUUUCAUGAUGAACAGGAUAAGGUUAACAUGAAUGAAAAAACGUUAGCUGACAAAAACUGUGAUAAACAAAAUAAAUUUUGUACCAUAAAUGAUAACAAAGGGGAGGUCACUGAUACUGCUGCUGUGUCUGAUCUUAAUGUUUGUUUGGGUUUUGAAAAAGUCUUGUUUACUGCUGACAAAAAGGGGAUUUCUGAAUCUUCAGAUAAAACAGAUAUUCAAUUUGCCAUUAACUCAAUGGAGGGGAAGAAGAGAGAGAUGGCUUCAAACACCAGUUUACUUGCUCCAAAUGCUAGGGGAAAUAUGUUUAGUGAUGAAGAUAUUGAGGAUAGACAUUUUACUAGCUUUACAAAACGGAUGGGAACUGAUUGGAAGGAUAAAGCUACAGGGAAUAUCCAAAAGCUGGUUGUGCCAAUACUCAUACAGGGCUGGGUAAUGUCACAAUUGAUGUUGAGCAGGAAAAUUGUGGUGAAGGUUGUUCAGUCAUUCUUGCCAGCAACAAACAAAGCGGUAAUCUAGUAGAUCAUGUGAAAGGGCCU